Molecule: messenger RNA, 1338 nt
Organism: Closterium sp. Yama58-4
Lineage: Eukaryota; Viridiplantae; Streptophyta; Zygnematophyceae; Desmidiales; Closteriaceae
Source: the annotation of a GenBank genome assembly
AUGUACAUGACAUUCCCUGUCCUGAUGUCUUAUAGCAUCUCUCUAUUCAACUCCAUGAAUAGUCGACCCUUGCUGCAUACUGACUUAACUGUUCCCCUGGUGUCCUGUUUCUUGACUUCACUCUCUUCCCUCUCUUCUCUCUCUUCCCUCUCUUCCCUCACUUCCCUCUCUUCCCUCACUUCCCUCUCUUCCCUCUCUUCCCUCUGUUACCUCUCUUACCUCUCUUCCCUCUCUUCCCACUCUUCCCUCUCUUCCCUCUCUUUCCUCUCUUCACUCUCUUCCCUCUCUUCCCGCUCUUCUCUCUCUUCCCACUCUUCCUGCUCUUCCCUCUCUUCCCUCUCUUCCCUCUCCGCCCUCUAUUCUCUCUCUUCCCUCUCUUCCCUCUCUGCCCUGUCUUCCCUCUUCCCACUCUUCCCUCUCUUCCCUCUCUUUCCUCUCUUCACUCUCUUCCCUCUCUUCCCUCUCUUCCCGCUCUUCCUGCUCUUCCCUCUCUUCCCUCUCUUCCCUCUCUUCGAGCCCUUCGUCCAGACGCCCUCAUGCACUGACAUCCUCUCAGAAGCUGCUGGUCACGCAACCACAGCAGCAGAAGAAGCAGGCCCGUCUUCUUCCCGUCUUCUUCUUUCUGCGUCGAUUCCCGAUAAUGCAAAUCAGCAAAGCUUCAUGUCAUCUGUCCUCCAGCACCACCAGCAGGUGAGGCAGCAGCUGCAGGAGACGUGGGCGCAGCAGCAUGAGGCACUCGAACCAGCAAGGCAGCAGCAUGCCGUGGGGGGGGCACACGUCUCUGCCACUGCCACCACUCCCACCAACACACCCAGCACCCGCGUUUGGCCACCACAGGGGCCUCACACUCUGCCACCAUCGCCACCAGCGUCAGCCGCUCCGCCAAUCACGCGAGACCAGCUGCUCGUUUGGGAGAGCCUGGGGACCACCAAUGACGAGCGAAUCAGGGCGUGCCAGGUGGCAGUGGCGCGGGCGCUGUGCACCGCAGUGAAGGAGAACUGCUUGGCCGGGCCGACCGGUGGCGCCACCAAUGCCAGCAACAGUGCUGGCACUGAUACCAGCAGCAGCAGCAGCAGCAGCAGCAGCAGCAAGCAGGGGAGCAGCAUGGGCAGUGGCGGUGGGUCGCUGCUGUGGUCCUCGCCGGCCAAGAGCCUCUCCCUCGCCUCUCGCAGUCGCCUCGUCGCUUUCCUCUGCACACUCUUUGGCGGCCCUGUGGCCAACAACCCACUCUGCAAUUUCACCCAACCUUCCUCUGGGCGGCAGUUGAAGGGUCAGACAGAGCUUGUGGAUUACAUUCGAGCGACACACCGCACGUACGGGGCUCACAGGGGGGUCUGA